AUGGAUCUUUAUGAAGCUGCGAGGCAGGGCAACAUUGAAGGUAUAGAGUCUGCGGUUGAGAAAGGGUGCGAUGUCAAUGCCGCUGUCAAAAAUGGGAAGCCCCCUCUCUGGUUCGCCGUACAAAGCGGCCAUUCUGAUGCAUGCAAAAUUCUGAUUGCCCGAGGAGCUCGCGUGGAAGGGCAAGGACAUAGCAUUCUCGAGCUCGCAGUCGAAGGAGAGCAUACCGAGAUUGUCGAAUUGCUGUGGCCAUACUGCAAAGUGGAAAGCCAACAUCGCUGCUUAGAAACCGCUAUCUCACUGGGAUUUCAUGGAAUCGCUGAUUUCUUGGUUGGAACUCAAGUAUUCGGGUAUCAGCACUCGCAAGCCAGUGAUAUAGAACUGCUCAUGAAAGACGGAUUCUCACGACGAGAAAUUAAAGCUUUCCAGCAAUGGGAGAGGUUUAUCUUUGUUCGGCGCUCGGAGAAGCUCAAUUUGCAUCGUAUCUUUUUUGACUACGCCCUUCUUCUCGCAACAAAGGCCGAUCGCAACGCGGGGCUUCGACUAGUGAACUUAUUGCUUGGAGGGGAGAAACCUUUGGCCGACGCAAAUUGCAUGAUCAACAUCGACAAGGAAAUUGAGACGCCCUUGACGAAUGCAGCUGAGAAAGGCAACUUGGAAAUACUGGCUACUUUGAUUGAGCGCCCUAAUACGAGGUUGACGAUUUGUGGCAAAUACAACUGGCCCGCCUUUCUCCAUCUGCUGGCGAGUUCCGAUUCCAUCGCCUCUGAAAAGGGCCGGGCUAUAGCCCGGAAGUUGUCCAAGGAGGGUCUGCCCGAUUCAUUCCUGGUUGAUAGCAAGGAAGCUCGUCUAGAAACUGUAUUCAAAAACGUCCUUCGGCUGGGGGACGAGGCUCUUAUAAAGCAGGUGAUCGACCUUGUUCACGGCGCUGCGGGAAUUUACAUUCUGCCACUAUUAAUUAGAGCGAAUGAAGCCUAUGGUCUGAGAUGGAUUUUGAAUGAUGACAUCGCGCACGCAUCCAAACCGCCACCAAUACUUUGGGUGUUGCUUUGCAACUUUUUUAAACGUGAUCCAAGCUCUGACGCUCUGGGGACUUUUAUUCAAGUGGCGAAAUUUCUGGUAGAAAAGGCAAUUUGGGACCGGAUGAUACUGGUGUGCCUCAAUUCCCGCAACUUUCGCUUUGUCAAGCAAUUCUUCUACCCUCUCAACGAGAUCCCACCGAGGGAAGUGGCGGAAGAAACAUUGGCAGGAUUUUCUCAGGCGUCCACAGAUCAAUCCCUCGUAAGGGAGUGGGCUGAGAAAGGCUUUGCUAACGCAGCACUGUGGAGCGCCAUUCGAUCCGGGAUAUGGAAGACUCCAGCAUUUGAAAGCCUCCUUUCAUGCUCUAAUAUUGACCUGGACGAGCCAUUUCCACGUAAAAAGAGCUCAGAGACAGCAGACGCUAAUCGACUUUCACCUCCUUUGUCCGGCAAUUCAACGAGUGAAAAACGAAAAUUCCCGUUCAGACUACCUACGGGAAAUUCCCUAAGGCUGCCUCUCGAACCCGGUACGCCUGUCCUCCAAGACUAUCAAAUGCAACUCAUGUUACUCGAACAACAAAACAAAAGGAGACUGAUGAUGGCCCGAAACGAGCAAAUGGAAAUGACAACGGAACAAGGCAUUCUGGCCUGGACAGGGGGGAAAAGCCCUCUGGCUUGGGCCGCGACAAAUCGUAAUGUUGAGCUUAUGGAAGCUCUUCUGCGCAGCUCGCGCGUCAACGUCAACUCACAGGACGUCCAGAAACGAACCCCUCUCGUACACGCUAUUGCCGUCGGUGAUCGGCAGACUGUGGAGACACUGUUGAAAUUUGGAGAUAUUGAUCUUAAUUUGCGCGAUAAUGAAGGUAGAACCGCUAUUUUUCAUGCCGCACAAGGGGGAGACUUGCAUAUCAUACAAUUGCUCACCGAGACCCAAAAGGUGGACUUUUCCAUUCGCGAUUGCAAUGGCGAAAAUGUCCAGGAUAUUGCGGUAAAGAAGGGAAGACAAGAUGUCGUGGCUGCACUUGCAACUUGA
Messenger RNA from Penicillium egyptiacum, 2049 nucleotides. The record is from the annotation of a GenBank genome assembly. Lineage: Eukaryota; Fungi; Ascomycota; Eurotiomycetes; Eurotiales; Aspergillaceae.